Messenger RNA from Helicoverpa zea (corn earworm), 1543 nucleotides. Its product is annotated as probable tRNA N6-adenosine threonylcarbamoyltransferase, mitochondrial. The transcript has a single exon. Gene Ontology annotation, biological process: tRNA threonylcarbamoyladenosine modification. The record is from RefSeq and is a predicted model, not a curated record. Bases 303 to 1541 code for a protein of 412 amino acids. Gene Ontology annotation, cellular component: mitochondrion. NCBI's taxonomy places the organism in Eukaryota, Metazoa, Arthropoda, Insecta, Lepidoptera, Noctuidae.
CUGAACUGAACUGAAGAAAUGCCGCAAUUUUAAAAUUUCUUUAUCGACGACGAAAAAUAUUGUAUUUCAUCAUUCCGCCUUUUUUUAUUGAAAGCGAAAUUUCAAAUUUAGUCUUUCAAUUUGGUUUGACCCUUAAGUUUUGCCAUGCUACAGAAUCUAUCAUGUUUCUAUAUAACAUGGAAAUAGUAAUAAGGGGACUCGGUUUCAAGGUUACAUAUUUAUUACAUAAAGUAGUAUUCAUUCAUCUUAGUAGUAUAAAUUCGAAGGUUGAGGUUGAUCAAUAAAUUAAGUUAAAAAGAACAAUGUUAAUUCUCCAAAAACGUAUUAUAAAUACCAUUAAAGCUUAUGUUUCAAAGGCAAUCAGCUGUAGAACAAUAACUUUUACAAAAAAAUCUGUGAUACUGGGAAUCGAAACAUCAUGUGAUGAUACCGGCUGUGCCAUCAUUGACGGUUCAGGCCGACUAUUGAGUGACAGUUUGUACUCACAAACUGCUGUACACACUAGAUACGGCGGGGUGAACCCACUUGUCGCUCAUGAGUUACACCGAAUGAAUAUUGAUAAAGCAGUAACAGACAGCCUACAAAAAGCCAAUAUAACCAUUGAAGAUGUAGAUGCAAUCGCUGUAACAACUAGGCCUGGUUUACUUCUAAGCCUUCAAAUAGGAGCAAAGUAUGCUAGGUACCUUUCAAGAAUACAUUCAAAACCUUUAAUACCUAUUCAUCAUAUGGAAGCCCAUGCACUGGUAGCAAGAAUGUACCAUGAUAUCCAGUUUCCUUUCUUAGUACUGCUCAUAUCAGGUGGGCAUUGCUUACUAUCACUUGCAAAAGAUGUCAAUGAUUUUGAAUUACUAGGCAAAGGUCUGGACAAUGCUCCUGGUGAGGUUUUUGACAAAGUGGCUAGAAGGAUGAAACUAAGAAACAUUCCUGAAUACUCGAAGAUAUCAGGAGGACGAGCAGUAGAGUUGGCAGCACAGAAAUCCACUAAUCAAGACUUAUUUGAAUUUCCUUUGCCUUUAGCUAGAUAUAGAGAUUGCAACUUCAGUUUUAGUGGGCUCAAAGACUCCUUGGAGCGCAAACUAUUGAAAAAGGAGGAAGAACAUAAUGCAAUUGGUGAUGAAUUAAUACCAGAGGUAUAUGACUUAUGUGCUGCGUUCCAACUUGCUGUUGCAGAGCAUUUAGCCCACAGAACAGAGAGAGCUAUGAAGUAUUGUGAAAAAAACAAUUUGAUAAAACCAGACAACAGGGUAAUAGUUGUGUCUGGAGGUGUUGCUUGCAAUAAUUUUAUAUUUAAAUCUAUAGAAUAUAUUGGAAGCAAAAUGGGUUACACUGCCUACCGGCCACCUCCAAAUGUAUGUACAGAUAAUGGUGUUAUGAUAGCUUGGAAUGGCUUAGAGAAACUAAGGAUACAGUGUGAUAUAAGAACAGAUUUCAGCCUAAAAGAAGUGGAACCAGAAUCACCACUAGGCAAAAACUUAAUAGAAAAUGUAAAGGCUGCCUAUAUACAAACUAAAGUUACAAGAUUAAAAACUUUGUACAAAUGAAA